Messenger RNA from Pseudogymnoascus destructans, 2863 nucleotides. RefSeq lists its product as uncharacterized. Gene Ontology annotation, biological process: sphingosine biosynthetic process; long-chain fatty acid biosynthetic process; ceramide catabolic process. Bases 257 to 2707 code for a protein of 816 amino acids. Gene Ontology annotation, cellular component: extracellular region. Gene Ontology annotation, molecular function: N-acylsphingosine amidohydrolase activity. Lineage: Eukaryota; Fungi; Ascomycota; Leotiomycetes; Thelebolales; Thelebolaceae. The transcript is spliced from 2 exons. The record is from RefSeq and is a predicted model, not a curated record.
CAGCUUACUACAUACCAGCCACUCAGGGUCACGGAUGACAGCGGUUGGCGCACGUGGGACCCUCUUCAGAUCAAAGGGGAAGCUGAAGUGAUUCGGUUACUGUCCUGUACGUUCGUCUCGCCUCGUACGGUGCCUGGUGGGUGAGAGAAUAGCGUGCUGCAUCGCCGGUGCUUGGACGCUUUGGGGAGGGAUCAGACGGUGGCUGCCAAACUAAAGUACGGAGUAUAACAGGGAUAUGAUAUACUGAAGAUAUACGAUGGAUGCAAAGCUUGAUGGCAUGCUGCCGAGAUGGGGUAGCCGAAGGCAGGGCUGGGUGGGUAUUAAAGAUGAGCAGGCGCCACUGUGGUGGGUGCAGACACGAGAGCUUGUUGUGAAAGAGCUAUUCGCCAUGGAUGAGCACGAGAAGUAUGAUCUACUUGAUGACGCUGGCCGCGAGGGCGAGCCAGCGAAACAGCGCACGCGACGGGGGAGACUGGCGGCAUGGGUCGCGGUGCCGUUCGUGAUAAUCGCUGUGAUAUAUGCGGCCUGGGCGCUGUCGGUUGGUAUUCAAGACGAAUCGGGCGGCUGGGCGCAGAGAUUUGGAGGCAAUGGCCACAAGGAGAUUCGAGAGGAAGGCAAGCAGGAGUACCUCAUCGGUGUCGGCAAAGGUGAUAUCACUGGCCCAGUCGUAGAGCUCAACUUUAUGGGCUACGCCAACACGGCGCAAAUUGGCACGGGCUUGCGCCAGCGCCUGUACUGUCGCGCCUUCAUCGUCGGUGAUGUCAAUAAGCCAGAAGAUAGGUUCGUCUACCUCAUCACCGACAUUGCGAUGGGUGACACGGCCAUUCGAUACGGGAUUCUGGAAGGCCUUGCUGCAUUGGGACCCGAGUACGCCAUGUACUCGCAGCAGAACAUUGCUGUCACGGGGACGCAUUCGCACUCCGGGCCGGGCGCUUGGCUCAACUACCUCCUACCGCAGAUCUCGAGCAAGGGAUUCGACCAUCAGAGCUACCAAGCCAUUGUCGACGGUGGGGUUCUCGCCGUCAAGAGAGCCCAUGAGAGUCUUGGUCCUGGAUACCUGCGCACCGGUCAGACGAAGGUAUUUGGUGCCAACAUCAACCGCAGUCUGUUCGCCUACUUGGCAAACCCGGCUGAGGAGCGAGCAAAGUACAAUGCUAGCUCGGAGGAUGAUGGAUCUGUUGAGAAGGACCUGACGAUGCUGGCUUUCCAGAGUACCGCAGGCAAGGACCUUGGCGUUCUUACCUGGUUCCCCGUCCACGGAACGAGUAUGUUGGGAAACAAUACCCUGGUAACAGGUGACAACAAGGGUGUCGCCGCAUACCUCCUCGAGAAGUCUAUCGGCGGAGACUUUGUAGCAGGAUUCUCACAAGCGAACGUUGGUGACACAAGCCCCAACGUCCUUGGAGCCUGGUGCGAAGACGGGUCAGGCCAGCAAUGCUCCUUCGAGAAGAGCGUCUGUAGCGACGGGAAGAGCGAACAGUGCCAUGGACGUGGUCCAUUCUUCCGCGAAAAGGAUAACGGCGCAAAGUCGUGCUACGAAAUUGGUCGACUGCAGUACCAAGCUGCCGCUGACCUCUAUUCCAAAAUCAAGAAUGGGAACUCUUAUGUCGUCGGUAGCUCGGUGAAGUCGUACCACACAUUCAACGACAUGUCGCACUUCAAGUUCCCUCUCGCCAACGGCACGGUCGUAGAGACUUGUCCAGCCGCUCUGGGCUAUAGUUUCGCGGCCGGAACAACGGACUGGCCAGGCUUGUUCGACUUCACACAGAACGAUCCUGGGGAGCCCGACGCGAACCCAGUCUGGAAGUUUGUUUCCGCGCUCCUCAAGGCGCCCAGCGCAGCGCAGAAGGCGUGCCAGUACCCGAAGCCGGUGCUACUUGACGUGGGCGAAAUCACCGUUCCGUAUCUCUGGACACCGAAUAUAGUCGACGUGCAGUCAUUCCGCGUGGGCCAGUUAUUCAUCAUCGUCAGCCCCGGAGAAGCGACCACCAUGGCUGGCCGCCGCUGGAAGACUGCUGUCCACGACGCUGCCAUCUCCAUGUCGCUCACCGGAUCCUCCGCCUCCGUUGAUCCCAUCGUUGUCAUCGGUGGCCCGGCAAACACCUACUCGCACUACAUCACCACGACCGAGGAGUACGGCAUCCAGCGCUACGAAGGCGCAAGCACACUCUACGGCCAACACACACUAAACGCCUACAUCAACCUGACGCUGACCAACCUGCACUACCUUGCCCCCGGCGCCACCGACCACCCCGCCCCCGGCCCGCUUCCACCAAACCAUGUCAACAACAGCGUCAGCUUCAUCACGGGCGUCGUAUACGACAACCCGCCAAUCGGCAAGAAAUACGGUGCCGUGAAGACCGAUGUUUCUGCGACAUACACCCGUGGCCAAUCCGUCUCCGUCACCUUCAUCGGCGCGAACCCACGUAAUAACCUCAGACUCGAGGCCACGUACGCCGCUGUGCAGAAGCGCGACACAUCAGGUGCAUGGGUUACGGUGCGUGACGACCGCGACUGGAGCUUGAUGUAUAACUGGAAGCGUCUGGAUGGACUAAUGGGGACGAGCGACGUGACGAUAGUGUGGGAGAGCGAGGCGGAUAGCAAGGCGGGGACGUAUCGGAUUAAGUAUUUUGGGGAUGCGAAGGCGCCGAUUGGGGGGAAAAUUUCGGCGUUUGAGGGGACGAGUGGGGUGUUUACUCUUUCUUGAGAAGGGAUGAAUAAUAUGCGUUCGGUAUAUUGCUAAUUGCAUUUGCUUUGAAGAUAGCUUUGCUUCAAACUCGCAAACAGGGACUCUCACAUCCAAUUGCGAUCAAUGAAAUAACUCAUGUGAUAUAUGGUAUUUGGGUGAAACUAAAUACAGCCA